This is a messenger RNA of Echinostoma caproni, 654 nucleotides long. NCBI's taxonomy places the organism in Eukaryota, Metazoa, Platyhelminthes, Trematoda, Plagiorchiida, Echinostomatidae. The record is from the annotation of a GenBank genome assembly.
GGAUGCACACUCGAGGGCAUACCACUGAAGGAAUUCUGGACACGUGAUUGGCCUGUGGUAACCGAGUUGCACCUGGACCAUGCGAAGGCAACAGAUAUAGAAGGGUUAACCAAUGAUUACUCGUCUUUAGAGCUGUUAAGUCUGUCCACUGUCGGCCUGGAGAAACUGGACGGAUUGCCGGAACUUCCAUCUUUGAAAAUGCUGGACUUAUCCAGUAACAGCUUGUCCGGUGGACUGGAAGGGCUCCUCCGCUGCCCGAAUCUUGAACAGCUCAACUUGAGCGCAAACAAACUGGACUCACUUGAUGAGCUGACUCCUUUGGCGAAGCUGUCCUCACUCAAGAAGCUAGAUCUGUUCGACUGCGCUGUGUCGAGCUCUGAGAACUACCGAAAAAAAGUGUUCGCGCUUAUUCCAAAUCUUGUGUAUUUGGAUGGACUUGAUCAUCUCUCCAUGAUUUUCAGAAACGAUAAUGAAGAACCUUCGGAUCAAGCUGCCAACGGAGAGGAGGAGGAUGCCGAUGGUGAGCGUACUCUUUGUUUUUUCUACUGGCACAGAUUGCGUCACCGUUUAUUUAAUCUAAAUAGAACUGUUAAUGUCAUAUAUCAAUAUUGCAUUUCACUAGUGAUACUUUUGCCCGUAUUACUCGCCAUUUAA